GACCAAUUCUUUUGCCAGGAAUAAAAAUGCAGGCAUCCACAAGCUCUGAGCAAGCUCCAGGGGAGAAAAUGGAGGAAGGAGGAAGAAAUGUUCUCCAUGAGGACUGGGUUGGAAAAAUUCCAUCCAAUGUGGAUCCCCUGCAGAUUAAAGGAGAGCCAUUAGAGGAGUUGGGUUCAGCGGUUCCAUGGCAUAAUAUCCCGAAAAGAUCUCAUUCCAAAGAAAGCCAAUUUCAGCAGCUUGGAUCCGAAGAGUGGGCUGACCAUAAUUCCUCUACCACAUUGUUGGAAGCCAUGCCUCAUGCCAACCCAGAGUAUAGAGGAAUAGUUGCAUCUGAAGUCCUGACAGACUUUAGUAGGAAAGCUCAUGCCAUCCAAAGCUUGGAUUGUCCUCUGAAAGCUGGUGAGGAAGUCCUGGAGAAGGACAAGAUCAGGUUGGAGGGACUGUGCCAGCGAUUCAGGCAGUUUCGCUACGAGGAGGCGGCGGGGCCUCGAGAAGCAUUUGGACAUCUCCAGGAUCUCGGCCAUCAAUGGAUGAAGCCCGAGAGUCACACGAAGGAGCAGAUUGUAGAGCUGGUGAUCCUGGAACAGUUCCUGGAAAUUCUGCCACCAGAGAUGCAAAACUGGGUUAGGGAAGAUAAGCCAGAGACCUCCCUCCAAGCGGUGGCCCUAGCAGAAGAUUUCUUGCUGUGGAAAGAAGCAUCUGAAGUACAAGAAGAGCAGACAAAUUGCAUCAAAAUAAAACAGCCUUUGUUGGAAACAGGAAUGAAGGCAGCUGAGCAAAGGACAGAUCAUCAGAUCCACUUGUUCGAAAUGGUUGAAAACAAGAGGAAGAGGUUUAUGAAAGGAAUUUCCCACCUGAUGGCACUUACUGGAGUUCCAUUUGAUAAAGCCACACAAGAACUUUUCUCCUUGUCCCAGACAAGAAAAUGUCAUCAAGAGACAGAGAGGAAUGAAGGGAGGCCCUUAGAACAAGGAGGAGCAGAAAAACAUACCUUUGAGAAAGAGGAUGCCAACAUCUUCAGUCAAAACAUCUGGAAAAGAACACCCAGAGACGAUGCUUGUGAUCUUCCUACAUGCCAGAAAAUGGAAGCUGAAAAACAGCCAUACCAACGUAACAAAGGUGGUGAAAGCUGGGACUCCAUUUUGGGGCAGAACAAACAAAGGAGAAUAGAAUCGACCAUCGAUGGUCAGGAUGGGUUGCCUCAAAAGGUUUCUCAAAGUAAUCUGCAGAGGAUCCCUGUUGGAGAGAAACCGUACAGAUGUGCCGAAUGCGGGCACGAUUCCAGUCAGAUCUUAGAGCCGAGGGGAGGAAGUCUUCGUACAUGUUCGAAUUGGGGUAAAAGCUUUAUUUGCAGUUCAGCCCCAGGAAAGCAGGAGAAUGCCUAUGGUGAAAGGGAUCCAUCCAAACAUUCAGAACAUGAAAAGAGAACUCCUGACCUUCAGACGGGUGAGAAACCAUACACGUGCACAGAUUGUGGGAAAAACUUCAGCUUUAGGUCAAGUCUUGUCCGCCAUCAAAGACUCCAUACCGGAGAGAAGCCGUACAAAUGUUUAGACUGCGGGAAGAAUUUCAGCCAGAGUUCAAACCUUCUGAACCACCAGAGAAUCCACACAGGGGAGAAACCUUACAGCUGCCCCGACUGUGGGAAAUCCUUCAGCAACAGUUCAAGCUUGACAUCCCAUGAGAGAACUCACAGAGGGGAGAAACCGUACGAGUGUGCCAGCUGCGGGAAAUUCUUUAGUUGCAGCUCAGUUCUCCGUAUCCAUGAGAGGAUUCACACAGGGGAAAAGCCGUACGUGUGUUUGGAGUGUGGGAAAAGCUUCAGCCGGAGAGAAUUCCUGGUCGGCCACCAAAGAACUCACACGGGGGAGAAACCGUAUGACUGUGCGGCAUGUGGGAAGAGCUUCAGUCAGCGAUCCAACCUGAUUAAUCAUCAGAGAAGCCACACGGGGGAGAAGCCCUUUGGGUGUUUGGACUGCGGGAAAAAGUUCAGUCACAAAGCAUCCCUCUUGAAACAUGAGAGAAACCACGCGCAUGGGCCAGCCGUGGGAAAGGAUUUAGCCAGAGUUGAUGCGAUAAUUAUGGUGGAACAUAACCAGGCAGCGUAGCAUAAAAAUGAGGUGGAUCUUCCCAAGGGUUGGCAACAAGUAAAAAGUCCACAUACGAAUGGCACAAGUUUUUGUUAAGAUCCGUCUUCCUUUCAAGCUAACUCAUCUUUUCGGCCUAGAAUAAAAUAGAAGAAGCAAUUCAUAGAGUUGAAGCCGUGAGGAAGAAAACGUUGAUGGUAGGUCAAGCUUCCCCAAUGGAAAUCUCUGUUUCCAUUGUCUAACUGUGGCAGGUUUUUUGCAUCCCGGGAUCAGAGGUGGUAUUCAGCAGGUUCUGACCAGUUCUGGAGAACCAGUAGUGGAAAUUUUGAGUCUUUCC
Molecule: messenger RNA, 2424 nt
Organism: Thamnophis sirtalis
Lineage: Eukaryota; Metazoa; Chordata; Lepidosauria; Squamata; Natricidae
Biological process (GO): regulation of transcription by RNA polymerase II
Molecular function (GO): RNA polymerase II cis-regulatory region sequence-specific DNA binding; DNA-binding transcription factor activity, RNA polymerase II-specific
Source: RefSeq, a predicted model, not a curated record